Molecule: messenger RNA, 2311 nt
Organism: Drosophila obscura
Lineage: Eukaryota; Metazoa; Arthropoda; Insecta; Diptera; Drosophilidae
Exons: 3
Coding region: 127-2190 (687 amino acids)
Biological process (GO): regulation of gene expression
Cellular component (GO): nucleus
Source: RefSeq, a predicted model, not a curated record
CGCGGUCGGGGUUUCUUGGUGGAAAUGUGAAGGAAAUCAAGUAGCCUUUGCACGGAAGGAACGGACGGCCGACCAUCCAUUUGACGAGGCCAGAGGUUGGCAGUUGAACUACAGCUCUCGUAGGCAAUGGAGUUGCCAUCAAUGGUGGAACGCUCUGGUGGCCGCUUGGUGGUUCGCAAUCUAUUCAAUAAUACGCCCAUGUAUCACAUGCCUGUGGAAAAUAAUGCUGACGAUGACCCCGAGGCCCCGGAGGCGAAUAUGCCAUUACUCGCACAGGAAGUCACAUGGUACCAGGAACAGCCCACCGAGGGCCAACUGCCGCAAUUGCCGCAGUGCAAGAUACGCAGGAACUACAGCUGCAACCAGUGCGCAUUUUUCACACAGAAUCCGCGCAGUCAUCUGUCGCACCUGCGCGAUGUACACGGCGAACGGAUCAUCAUAAACGAGUGCAAGCUGUGCCUCUAUGCCUCGCGUCAUUUCCAGAAGCUGGUGCGUCACAUGAAGAUGGUGCAUGGCUGCACCGAUACCGAUAGGCGACUGCCCGGCGAAGAGGGGCAGGGGCGUGGCAAGCGCAAUCUAAGUCGCGAGGCACGCAAGCGUCGCCUGGAGGAGAGCAUCGAAAUGCCACGUCUGGCUGGAGCUAUGGCUGGGGAUGGUGCUGGUGGCGGUGCCGGUGCCGGAGCAGGUGACUGCAAUACCAUUUCUCCCGGCCUGGUGCACAUAAUGCAGAACGGGCCCUCGCUGGAGCAGCUAAAGACUGAGCUGAAGCAGCAGGAGCAGGAAUUGCUGGUCAAGGUGCAGGCCUACAAUCGCCAACAGGAGAUGCAGGAGCUGCAGAAGAUCGUGGCCAAUGGUGAUAAUAUCUUCUCGAUGGCCUUCGAGUUCCAGCGCAAGAUGAUGCCACCCAAGCUGGACUCAAACGAGUCCGUCCUAACGGAUUCGCAGAACAACAACAGCAGCUCCGAUUCCGAGGGCAGCAGUCCGGGCAACGAGGAGGCUGCCAUGGCCAACGACCCAAAGAAGUAUCAGUGCCAGAAGUGCUCGUAUAGCACUCCGCUUCGUGCCCGAUUCAAGAAGCAUGUCAAAUACCAUUCGAUGCCCUUGAUCAAGUGUGACUUGUGCGACUUCCACUCGCCCUACAAGUGGAAUCUGGACAGGCACACCAAGAAUCAUGGCGCCGAUGGGCACUUUAAGUGCAGCCUCUGCGACUUCAGCACGGACAUCAAGCAGUCCCUGACCAUACACGAGCUGAACCAUCAUGUGCCCGCCGUGGGCCAUCCCACUCGUCGUCGUGCCCUCAAGGAACUGGAUGACCAAUUGGAUCUGGGACCGAGCAGCUCAAAAAAGCCAUUGCCACCAACGCCACCAGUUACACCGCACGUGGACGCAUCGCUAGAGUUGCCCGGAAUCAGCUGCUCCCACUGCCAUCAGCUGGUGCCAAAUGCCAUGGAGCUGGUCAAGCAUCUUCAGUUGUGUCCGCCUGCUUUGGCCAACACAAAGCAUCUACGGGCUUCUUGUCUGGCCAGCCAAGAGCUGACGGCUUCAGCGGAGGAGGAUUACCCAGCACCAGCAAGUGAUCUCAGCUACUGCGGCGUGGAAACGGCCCCUGGCUAUGGAGAGGUCACGGAACCGUACUUGGUCGAUGAUGCCAAUGAUUCGACGCCCAUGAAGAAGGUCUUCAAGUGUCCACAUUGCACUUUUUGGGCAGCCACUGCCUCGCGCUUCCAUGUCCACAUUGUUGGUCAUCUUAAUCGGAAGCCCUUUGAGUGCUCGCUGUGCGCCUAUCGCUCCAACUGGCGCUGGGACAUCACCAAGCAUAUCCGCUUGAAGGCCAAUCGUGACAAGUCCCACAAUCAGGCCCGUGUGCUGAUGAACGAUGAGACCGGACGGCGCAACUACACAAAGUACAAUCAGUAUUUGACUCUAAUGAAGGUCAAUCCAAGCAUGGAGGAGUCCAAGGCCACACGCACGGCUGAACAAUACGAGACUAUGACAGAGAUGAUGGCCGAUGAAGGACAGCCCAAGAAGAAGCCGUCUAUAAAGCACGUCAUUGACAUUGAGGGUGUGGAUUCUCACACUGCUGCUGGCCAGUCAUUCUAUCGCAAUCUCUGGGAUACGGAUCUGGGGCUGCAGCAGCCCCAAACACCCACAGACGUGAAUGUGUCCCCCCCAAACGAUGAACAAUAUUAGAGAGGGCUCCAAUCCAUCCGAGAACAAAUUGACACUGAAAUGAACAAAGAAAGACUAGUCCUAUAAUUAUUUAUCCUAACCUACUUGUAAAUAAUUUAAAUAAAACAUUUUUACACUGAAA